Molecule: messenger RNA, 418 nt
Organism: Aspergillus versicolor CBS 583.65
Lineage: Eukaryota; Fungi; Ascomycota; Eurotiomycetes; Eurotiales; Aspergillaceae
Exons: 1
Coding region: 51-368 (105 amino acids)
Source: RefSeq, a predicted model, not a curated record
CCUUGCCAGUAUUAAACAGGGCGCCGUGGUCCGUCCAUGAACCGGGCUCGAUGGAAUCAGACGAAGCAAGACCAAUCGCACUAUUCCCCCGGCCAUUUUUACUAGAUAAGCUAGGGGAAUGGUGUCUGAAGGCUGUAGAAGCGUGGCCUGAGCUCGACGAGACUUCGGACAACUAUGAUGGGAUUAUGAAGACACAGGUUGAAUUUCUCUGGGAACUAUGGAAAGACACCACGGAUCAGUAUCCGGUGGCGUACUUGGAAAGGGAAGCAGAUGGCACUUAUGAUCCGUUAGCCUGUUCUAUAUACGCUCGCUAUCCAUCAGCACUCGAAAUAUAUUCCGGUCAAGUUACCCUUCAAAGACGCAAAUAGCGUAAGGGCAGUGAUUUUCUUGAUUUUACCAGGUCAAAAAGCAAGCUGCG